UAAAACACCGAGCGGCUUCACGCGGACGCAUCAGACAGUCCGUCCGCGCGCACAGAGCGACAGCAGCAGCAGCCGCAGCUCCCGUAGACACCGACUCGCGUCUCAUUGAUACAUUCUGGGUGUUAAAUACCGACGAGAACGAUGGUCUGAAGAGAUUUAGGCGACCAAUUCGUGAAUGUAAUUCCAUUACAUUCAUCUGAUCAGCGCGCGUAAAGGGCCGCUUUGGUUUCGCCGUCUCCUCAGUCGCCUUCUCUCUGAGAGAUACAAGUGCCCAUGCGAUUCUUCAGACUCACCUUUAAGUGUUUCGUGGAUUGUUUUUGAAGGUGCUGUUUCAAAUCGGUGUCAUUUUCUUUUAUGGUCUAUUAUUUCAUUUCCAAACGCGCUUUUUGAUCAAACAAACCAAUAAUACCGUUGCCAAUUACGCCGAGAGACUCAAACUGCCAUCCCUUGUAACCGUUUGACAUCGAGAAGAAACGGAAAAUACAUUCGUAAAGAAUAACACUGCUGGUUUUAUUAAAUAAAAGGAUAAAGGACCAGAUCCUGUGCACCUGAAGAGGGACAAAAGGGACGUCUUGGUGUGAAUAAAAGAAACUGACUUCAUCCAAGAACAAUAAGAGAUCAAAUCUUUAUUUCUGACUGCUGAUUUAAGCCCUUCUCGAGUCUCGUGAGGAGGUUCGUUUGCUUUGUUUACACGAGAGAUGGAGAAAUCCUCUCUGGACGCAGACUGCUGCGCCCUGAACUCGGUCCUGGUGGAGGAGAAGAAGGGCCAUCUCAUUCCCAAUGGAAACACGCAUCAAGGCGUCAAUGGGACCCUCAACGGCGGGCCCAUAUCAGCCGCCGCUGGAGCCAUAUCGUCGGCGGCGGCGGCGGAGAAGAAGCAGGGCUUCCCCGAGCGAGAGACGUGGAACAGACAGAUGGACUUCAUCAUGUCCUGUGUGGGGUUCGCCGUGGGGCUGGGGAACGUCUGGCGCUUCCCGUACCUGUGCUACAAAAAUGGUGGAGGAGUGUUCCUCAUUCCCUAUGUGUUGUUCAUAUUUCUGGGAGGCAUUCCGAUAUUCUUCCUGGAGAUUGCGCUGGGUCAGUUUAUGAAGGCUGGAAGCAUCAAUGUGUGGAACAUUGCACCUCUUUUUAAAGGACUUGGCUUCGCCUCCAUGGUGAUUGUGUUCUUCUGUAACACGUACUACAUCAUGGUACUUACCUGGGGUUUCUACUACUUGAUUAAGUCCUUCAAUUCCACGCUGCCCUGGUCCACCUGCGACAACCCGUGGAACACCGAAAACUGCAUCGAGAUCUUCCGCCACGACGACUGCCAGAACGGCACCAUUGGCAACUCAACAUUUGGAAACCUGACGUGCGAAGAGCUUGCUAACGGGCGUUCCCCUAUCAUUGAAUUCUGGGAUCUUUCUCUAUUGCUGUAUUUCACAGGAGUGUUCCUCAUUCCCUAUGUGUUGUUCAUAUUUCUGGGAGGCAUUCCGAUAUUCUUCCUGGAGAUUGCGCUGGGUCAGUUUAUGAAGGCUGGAAGCAUCAAUGUGUGGAACAUUGCACCUCUUUUUAAAGGACUUGGCUUCGCCUCCAUGGUGAUUGUGUUCUUCUGUAACACGUACUACAUCAUGGUACUUACCUGGGGUUUCUACUACUUGAUUAAGUCCUUCAAUUCCACGCUGCCCUGGUCCACCUGCGACAACCCGUGGAACACCGAAAACUGCAUCGAGAUCUUCCGCCACGACGACUGCCAGAACGGCACCAUUGGCAACUCAACAUUUGGAAACCUGACGUGCGAAGAGCUUGCUAACGGGCGUUCCCCUAUCAUUGAAUUCUGGGAGAACAAGGUUCUGAACAUCUCUGAUGGGCUGGAUGAGCCAGGCGUCAUUAACUGGGAACUGAUGCUGUGUCUUAUGGCCGUGUGGGUGAUGGUUUACUUCUGUGUGUGGAAGGGGGUGAAGUCAACAGGAAAGAUUGUGUAUUUCACUGCCACGUUCCCGUAUGUGGUCCUGAUUAUUCUCCUGGUGAGGGGCGUCACACUUCCUGGUGCUUAUGAUGGGAUCAUGUACUAUGUCAAACCUGAUUGGUCUAAGCUAGGAGAGGCACAGGUCUGGAUCGAUGCUGGUACUCAAAUCUUUUUCUCCUAUGCUAUCGGGCUCGGGGCCCUCACGGCCCUCGGCAGCUAUAACCGAUUCAACAAUGACUGCUAUAAGGACGCUUUUGUUCUGGCUCUUAUUAAUAGUGGCACCAGUUUCUUUGCUGGUUUCGUGGUCUUCUCCAUCUUAGGUUUCAUGGCAUCCGAGCAAGGUGUGGACAUCUCUAAAGUGGCUGAAUCAGGCCCCGGUUUGGCAUUCAUAGCGUACCCUAAAGCUGUUUCUCUGAUGCCCGUGGCUCCGGUGUGGGCUGCCCUAUUCUUUGUCAUGUUGCUACUGCUGGGACUGGACAGUCAGUUUGUUGGUGUGGAGGGUUUCGUAACUGGCAUUCUUGAUCUUUUCCCUGGAAAGUAUUACAUGCGCUAUCAGCGUGAAAUCGCUGUGGCGAUCUGCUGUUUAUUAUGCUUCAUUAUAGAUCUCUCCAUGGUUACACAGGGAGGGAUGUACGUCUUCCAGCUUUUUGACUACUACUCAGCCAGUGGAAUUACCCUACUGUGGCAAGCAUUCUGGGAAUGCGUGGUUGUCGCGUGGGUUUAUGGUGCUGACAGGUUCAUGGACGAUAUUGCCCGUAUGAUCGGUUACCGGCCAUUCCCGUGGAUGAAGUGGUGCUGGUCCAUUAUAACUCCAUGUGUUUGCAUGGUGAGUGCUGGAAAAUAUACCUGUCAGUAUUUAUGCCAUUUAACCCUUGUGUUGUGUUCAAAAACUCGAUAUAACUUUUGUGUUUCAACUCUACUCACUCUCCUCACGUGA
Messenger RNA from Sinocyclocheilus grahami, 2885 nucleotides. Its product is annotated as sodium- and chloride-dependent creatine transporter 1-like. The transcript has 14 exons. NCBI's taxonomy places the organism in Eukaryota, Metazoa, Chordata, Actinopteri, Cypriniformes, Cyprinidae. Gene Ontology annotation, biological process: nitrogen compound transport; sodium ion transmembrane transport; amino acid transport. Bases 699 to 2885 code for a protein of 728 amino acids. Gene Ontology annotation, cellular component: plasma membrane. The record is from RefSeq and is a predicted model, not a curated record. Gene Ontology annotation, molecular function: gamma-aminobutyric acid:sodium:chloride symporter activity.